AUGGACGGUCCUCGUCAAGUGAUCGUCGAUGACCAAGUGGUCAAGUUCUGGUCUCGGACUGCGAAGCCUGCUUUUGAAUUGGGUCUGCUGGUGGGUCAAGUGAGCUCUUCGAAUGCAGGAGAUGUCAUGCUUGCAGUGGUGCCAAUUCCAUCCGAGAGUGAAAGCAGUGACGUCCUGACCAGACUCGAUGACGUGUCGGUCGAGUGGGUGCAAGAAGUUGCUCAACAAGUGGAUCGCCUGCUGCCUGGGGGUAUCUUCGUACUUGGACUGUAUGUAGUUUCGACUAGAGACAAUGCGUCGCGGGUAGUGCCUUAUCUCCGGUCUACCGCAGAGGCGGUGGCGCUCCACGCAAGUGUGACUUUCGUCGAUCCCGUUCAUUAUCUGGCAAUCGUAUCUCCGAAAGGUGGAUUCGAACUGCAGUGCUGGUACGAUGUGACCGAUGUCAACAAGGCGCGCAUGGUAUCGGCGGUGCUCAAAACUCCGUUGACGAAUGUCAAGUUUAAGCAGUAUCGCACGCUCGUCGACAUGAACGAGCCCAUUUCGCUAGCACGCAUUGCUAUGGAUGUGACGAGUGCAGCAACGGACGUGGCUGAUACUUGCAUGGACGAAGUGGAGAACCACUUGAAGUCAUUGUUCCGCCGGGUAGAAGAAUCUGUCGCCGUGCUGAAUGUCGUAGACGACACUCAAGUCCAGCACAUGAACUUGUUGUCGUUAACACCUGCGCAGUCUCCGGCAUCUUUUGGGGAUCCGCUUGGUUAUAUUCGUGGUGCAAUCAGCUGCGUUGCAUUUUUAUAUGAUCGGGAACCUGGAGCAAAGGAGAUGGCGGCACGUUACCUAAAACAUGACUUUGUGAAGUCGAUGCUGGUACGCGUAUCGCUAGCACGCGAGAGGUGGGCCGAGGACAGUCAGGGCAAACCCAAUGCAGUGCUUCAAGAAGGUGGAGUCGUCUGCUUUCCUCAGCGAGGCCUAGUGCCAUGGCGUUCUACAAGCGUAUUAAGCCCGCACCUUCCCGCAACAGUGUACGUCUUCCCUGACGAAGACGCUGGGCAGGCGGUGAAGGACGCUUUGGAGCUUCUAGGAGAUGAUACACCUACCGCUGGUAGUCUCUGGAUUGCGCUGGAAAGCGGUAGCCAGCCCGCUUUUGUCAAGGACCAAGACCGUCGUGUGAUACAGACGUCAGAGUAUUUCCAGCACGUCUAUUAUGUGCUGCCUCUUGUCAUUGUCAUCCUCCUCCUGUUCGUCCAGUUCACAUCCAUCGUAUAA
Messenger RNA from Peronospora matthiolae, 1263 nucleotides. NCBI's taxonomy places the organism in Eukaryota, Oomycota, Peronosporomycetes, Peronosporales, Peronosporaceae. The record is from the annotation of a GenBank genome assembly.